CUUGAUUCCCCUGUCUCUCCCUGGCAGAAUAUCCACGCCCCCCGGGCAGGGAUUUUUGAGUUAAGUUGUGCAGGCCUAGAACAGUGCCUGGCACAUAGCAGGCACAGAUAGGAACAAAUGAGUUAGGGGUAAAUGAAUGCGUGCAGAAAUGAAUGAAGCCUGAUAGAACGAGGGUCAGAACUGCAAAUCUGGGCUAGCCUGCCCUUAACAGAGAUGCAGGAGCAAGGGUUGGGGCGUGACCUUUCAACCCCGAGCCGGCCAACUGGCCGGCCAUCGUGUUUGCCUGUUUGCCGACGGCGGCAAUGCGCUGAACAGAACAUUCCCACUUGGUUGACGGAGAAACUCUGGCAGGGUAAGUUUAAAUGGCCUGCGGCGGAUGACAGAGGUGGUGCUGACUCGGGUCGUUUGCUCUCCCGGCCCCCUCUCAGACGCGACUCUGCCCCCAGUUCUGGGCGUCUCGCUCUCUUCCCGCGGUGGGAAGUCAGAGCCCGGUGGCCCCCGGGAGCUGCGUCUGGCGCGCCGGUGCGUGCUGGAAAGGGAGUGGGCACCCGGGUCCCCGAGUCGCCCCCCGAACCCGCGCCGCGCCCCCGCCCCUGCCCGGCCCCGGCCACGCUGUCAGUCUCCAUUAGCGCUAACAGGCUCCAGACGGAGCGGGCCCGGCGCGGGCUUAAUGCAAUCGGCGCGUUACCUGGGGCGCAGGCUACAUUACCAGCCCGGCCCCCGCCCGGCGCGGCCAGAAGCAGCCAGCGCGCGCCCCGCCGGCCGCCCCGCGCCUCCCGCGCUCCUCGGGCCGCGCCCGAGCGCCACGCGGCGGAGCCCAGCCCCGGCCGGCGCCCCACAGCCCGUCGCGGCCAGGCGGGGCACCCGGGACCGCGGCGCUGCCGGACACGUGAGUGCGCCCUGCGCGCCGCCCGGCCGAGGUGUGCCGGAGACCCCGGCUGCGUGCGCAGAGCGAGAGCGGUAGCGACUUUGAAGUGCGGAGGGAGCCUCGGCGCGCUCCCAGUACGGCUGACGUUCCCCUCGCCAACCGCACCCAUGCUUCUGGCGCGGAUGAAGCCGCAGGUGCAGCCCGAGAACGGCGGGGCGGACCCGGGGCCGGAGCAGCCGGUGCAAGGGCGCAAAGCCGCGGAGCUGUUGGUGGUGAAAGAGCGCAACGGCGUCCAGUGUCUCCUGGCGUCCCGCGAUGGCGACGAGCAGCCCCGGGAGACCUGGGGCAAGAAGAUCGACUUCCUGCUGUCAGUGAUCGGCUUCGCGGUGGACCUGGCCAACGUGUGGCGCUUCCCCUACCUCUGCUACAAGAAUGGUGGCGGUGCCUUUCUGAUCCCGUACACCCUGUUCCUUAUCAUUGCUGGGAUGCCCCUGUUCUACAUGGAGUUGGCUCUGGGCCAGUACAACCGAGAAGGGGCAGCCACAGUGUGGAAGAUCUGCCCAUUUUUCAAAGGAGUUGGCUACGCUGUGAUCCUCAUCGCCAUCUACGUUGGCUUCUACUACAACGUCAUCAUCGCCUGGUCUCUCUACUACCUCUUCUCCUCCUUCACCCUCAAGCUGCCUUGGACCGACUGCGGCCAUGCCUGGAACAGCCCCAACUGCACCGACCCCAAGCUCCUCAACAGCUCUGUGCUGGGCAACCACACCAAGUACUCCAAGUACAAGUUCACGCCGGCAGCAGAGUUUUACGAGCGUGGCGUCCUGCACCUUCACGAGAGCGGCGGGAUCCACGACAUCGGCCUGCCGCAGUGGCAGCUCUUGCUGUGUCUGAUGGUCGUCGUUGUCAUCCUGUUUUUUAGCCUCUGGAAAGGAGUGAAGACAUCAGGAAAGGUGGUGUGGAUCACGGCCACGCUGCCCUACCUCGUGCUGUUUGUGCUCCUGGUCCAUGGCAUCACGCUGCCUGGUGCCUCCAACGGCAUCAACGCCUACCUGCACAUCGACUUCUACCGCCUGAGAGAGGCCACGGUGUGGAUCGAUGCGGCGACUCAGAUAUUUUUUUCCUUGGGGGCUGGAUUUGGAGUCCUGAUUGCAUUUGCCAGUUACAACAAAUUUGACAACAACUGUUACAGGGACGCCCUGCUCACCAGCACCAUCAACUGUGUCACCAGCUUCAUCUCUGGGUUCGCCAUCUUCUCCAUCCUUGGCUACAUGGCCCAUGAACACAAAGUCAACAUUGAGGACGUUGCCACCGAAGGAGCCGGCCUGGUUUUCAUCCUGUACCCAGAAGCCAUUUCCACCCUGUCGGGAUCCACAUUCUGGGCUGUCGUGUUCUUCAUCAUGCUUCUGGCUCUGGGAAUUGACAGCUCGAUGGGAGGCAUGGAGGCCGUCAUCACAGGCCUGGCGGACGACUUCCAGGUCCUGAAGAGACACCGGAAACUCUUCACAUUUGGUGUCACCUUUGGAACCUUCCUUCUGGCCCUGUUCUGCAUAACCAAGGGCGGGAUAUACGUGCUGACCCUGCUGGACACCUUUGCGGCGGGGACCUCCAUUCUGUUUGCCGUGCUCAUGGAAGCCAUCGGAGUCUCCUGGUUUUAUGGUGUGGACAGGUUCAGCAACGACAUCCAGCAGAUGAUGGGGUUCAAGCCAGGCCUGUACUGGAGACUGUGCUGGAAGUUCGUGAGCCCCGCCUUCCUCCUGUUUGUGGUGGUGAUGAGUGUCGUCAACUUCAAGCCACUCACCUACGAUGACUACAUCUUCCCGCUCUGGGCCAACUGGGUUGGAUGGGGCAUCGCGCUGUCCUCCAUGGUCCUGGUGCCUGCCUACAGCAUCUACAAGUUCUUCAGCACGCGGGGCUCCCUUCGGGAGAGGCUGGCCUAUGGCAUCACCCCGGAGAACGAGCAUCACCUGGUGGCCCAGAGGGAUGUCAGGCAGUUCCAAGUAGGUGCAGGCCGGACCGCUCUGGGCGGGAGGCCGGACCAUUCCGGGUGGGGGGCCCUAGCUGCCCCCGACUGUAUGCUGGCUGCACAUACCACAUGCUACAAAACCCUGAGCAGCUGUGGGGCUAUCGUCCCAGGGGUGUGGUGUCAGGAAUGGCGGAGAGGGGCCUGUCCCCUGCUUCUACUAGCUUCCAGCUGCCCCUCUGCUCCUUGGUCCUGGGAAACCACACGUCCAGUCUUUCCGAAGCUUUAUUUCCCCUCUGUAAGUUGUCACCCUAGGCUGGGGAUCUCUUACCUCGCAGGAUGAGCCACAGGAUGACCUAAGUCCUUUAACUUUAAAACCCUGGGGGGUGGGGGCUGGGGGAGGGUCCUGGUGAGCCCCCUGCUUCAGACUUGCUGUGCCACUUUGCGAGGCUUCCUCGCCCUUUCUGGGCCCAAGUGACGGUUAGGGAGUCAGCCUGCACGUUCUCCGGGGUCUUUGGAGGGAGGGGCUGUGUUCUCUGCCUCCCCGUGCUUCCGCUGUCCUUCUGGGCCCCGGGUCCUCUUGUCCCCACCCGCCUCUGGCCUUGGCAUCACGACCCUGCCAUCUUCCUCUGCAGCUGCAGCACUGGCUGGCCAUCUGAGCCCCAAGGAGGGACCCUGCCGUGCCGACGCCCAGGUCCAAGGCUUUGCUGCCACCCCGGACACAGUCUUGGGACUCCUCUCCCGAAAGAUGUUCUCUCCAUCCCUACCCCUCUUUCCCCAGUUACAAAUGAUUUAGUGACCUCGUUUUUAUUCACCUUCUGUUCAUCUGGCCCGGAGGCUUUGAGCUUGGAUUGGAAAGUCUGGAGGGGGAGGAGGAGGGGAGGGAACAGGAAAAGUGACUUCCAUCGAGCCCCUUUUGUUUUGGGAAAGCCUCACCCACCCUGGGAUCUGGCCCAAGCUGAGCUCCAUCCACGAUUCGGGCAGAAUUCACCACUACUUUUGCUGUGCUUUGGGGCCACAGGAGAAAUCCCGCCCGCCAAAUCAGAGAGAGGAUGUCGUUUUUGGCCAGAUACCAUAAAACCGAACACAAACAAAAAGGCCGGCUGCGUCUGGGGCAGGGGAUCCUCUCUCUCUCUUGCCACCCAGUCAGCAUUCUGGUGUCUGAACCUUGAUCAGGGAGCGUGGCUUGGUUUGUUCCGGUCAUCAGUCUGGAUAGAUGCUUUGGAGGCUUGUGAGAAGAAUCCUUCAUGGUUAGUUUUCACUCUGGCUAAGCUGAAUCUGAUUUGUGCAUGUUCUGGAACAUUCUUCCAGCUUCUGGUGGUCAGAGGGUCCAGAGCCAUGGAUGUCACGAGGCAAAAUGUAGAUGAGCCGCAGUAGGAGGUUUUGCAGAAGUACCAGAUGAGCUCAUAGAGGCCACGUGCAGGGCUUGGUCUGUCGGGCACAUGGGGCCCAGAAACCCAUCUGUGGCUUCUGAGAUCUUUCUGGGGGACUUGGGACAGGAACCCAGCGAGGCCAGAAGUGUGUCUAUACUACAGAAUUCUCUGCCAUCCUCACAGGGACAGGUGGAUGCCCAAGGGCAUCCUUAUAGGCUGUUUGUUUAUCUGUUGUCCGCAGACACCUGCAAAGGUCUUCCCUGGGAAUCCCACCCAGCACAGACCAGGGCUCUCAAGUGGUGGGGAGUUGGCCCUGAAAACUCCCUUUGUCUCUCCUGAUGGUCUUAACUUGGCAUCUGAGGGCAUGGUGGAGCCAAGCAGAUAGCAACCUGGUCAUUCAAGUCGAGGGGAAAAUAUUCUGAGCUGAUGGAGCAGGAUGAUGGUUUUAGAGAAUUUGCAGGUUGACUUCUGAUACACAUUUGCAAGUGGCGCCCUCUGGUGGUGGUGGUGGUGGUGCGUUUCAGCUCCGAGAACAGAUUUAUAGUUUGGGAAGUUGGUGGCAUCUAUUUGGGGUUUCUGUUUAUGGUUUGAGUCUCAUGCCUUCCUUGGAAAUCUAGAUUCAGAGGUUCUUGUUGUGACUGAGGAAGCCCCUAUUGAGGAAUCUUGGGCCAUAAAUAAAUAAAUA
Acinonyx jubatus (cheetah) is the source of this 4886-nucleotide messenger RNA. It is a transcript of the gene SLC6A2, whose product is annotated as solute carrier family 6 member 2. Gene Ontology annotation, molecular function: neurotransmitter:sodium symporter activity; dopamine:sodium symporter activity; norepinephrine:sodium symporter activity. Gene Ontology annotation, cellular component: presynaptic membrane; neuronal cell body membrane; plasma membrane. Lineage: Eukaryota; Metazoa; Chordata; Mammalia; Carnivora; Felidae. The record is from RefSeq and is a predicted model, not a curated record. The transcript has 14 exons. Gene Ontology annotation, biological process: dopamine uptake involved in synaptic transmission; sodium ion transmembrane transport. Bases 214 to 3171 code for a protein of 985 amino acids.